Messenger RNA from Rhipicephalus microplus (southern cattle tick), 9877 nucleotides. RefSeq names its product cell polarity complex component crumbs. NCBI's taxonomy places the organism in Eukaryota, Metazoa, Arthropoda, Arachnida, Ixodida, Ixodidae. The record is from RefSeq and is a predicted model, not a curated record. Gene Ontology annotation, molecular function: calcium ion binding. Gene Ontology annotation, cellular component: protein-containing complex; plasma membrane. Gene Ontology annotation, biological process: heterophilic cell-cell adhesion; establishment or maintenance of epithelial cell apical/basal polarity.
GCGGCGAGCGUGGCAGGUGUGGCUGAGCUCGGCGUUCGUUGUUCGUCGUGCUGCGGGCGCCUUCCGAUCACGAGUCGUGGCGUCGGUGUUUCAGUGAGCGGUCGACCUGUGUGUGCGUUGCCAAAACACUCACAACGAUCGCGGAAAGCAUGCGUUGGACGAGCGGCAGUCUCGUGAGGUGACAGCCUGCACGGCAUCGGAGACGCGCAGUGCAACGAGGCGGCUGUAUUAUAAUGACCACGCGUGCUGGACGGCGACCACCACAAUGAACGGAUUCUCCAUCCGGAUUUUCGGCGCAGCCCUGACUCUGGUCCUCCUGUGGGACCUGGCGUGCGGGGCAUCGCAGGUCUUCCUGAAUGGAUCCACGCGCCUCCUGUCUAAUGACUCGCAGCCCGUACUGAGCACGGUCACCAGCCUGACCUUCCGAACGUGCAGCAAUGGAACGAUACUGCGGCAGAGCUUCGGCAACGACUCCAUCUCACUGGCCAUCCACCCGAACGGCCCGCUUGAGCUCAGCUGGUUCGUCAACGGGGUCAAAGAUUCGGUCAUGGUGGGUGCCAAUAUGAUGGACAAUCAGCUGCACUGGGUAUCCAUACGCUCUAUGUAUGGCCUUGUUUGGCUGCACGUUGGCGAACAUCAGCCGGUGCUCGUGGCCAGUGACGCCAUUAGGCCCUACCUCCUUUCUGUGGCAUCGGCAGCAGCAGUGUCAACGGUGUUGGCCCCAUCAGGGUUUCGGGGCUGCCUAUCCGGUGGUGCCAACCUCUUUUUGGAGAGUGCACAUGCUGUUGGAAGCCCUGCGUGGGGCAUUUGCCCUUUGCCAGAUGGGCGUCAAUGCAAAGACCACGUGAUGGACCCCUGCUUUGACCACCACUGCCAACAUGGUGGCUUGUGUGUACUGCAACAGGGAGUGCCCAAGUGUAACUGCACAGCUAGAUACAGUGGCGAGCAUUGUGAAAAAGAUGAGGGACCUUUAUGUGACCGAGACCCAUGGAGAAAGAAGCCAUGCGUCAACGGUGGCGUCUGCGUGGAGGACUGGCGGGGUAAUAGUACUCGUUGCCUGUGCCGUGGACCAUGGACUGGCAGCGCGUGCCAAGAGCCUGCACCCAACGCCCAGUGCGAUCAACCAUCCAAAGCGUGCAGGAAUGGGGGCAGCUGUGUGACUGGCAGUGUCCAGAGUCGCACCUUCUGUCAGUGUCCGCCAGGGUAUGCUGGCAUCUAUUGUGAGCAGCAUGUUGGAGAGUGCCAACUGGGCUUGUGCCACCACGGUGGUGUCUGCACUGAAGGCUCUGUUGGGCCACUCUGCAACUGCCAAAACACAGGUUUUCGUGGUCCAUUGUGCGACGAGGACGUCAAUGAAUGUGCUGAGGAGAGUGACAGUGUGUGCUUGAAUGGUGGUAGCUGUUUCAACCAACCCGGAAGCUUUGAGUGUGUCUGCCCGCCGGGAUUUGGGGGACCCCACUGCGAGCAGGCUGUGGGCCCCUGCAAAGACGGCUCUCCCUGCAUGCAUAACAGCACUUGCCAGGAGGUUGAUGGGGGCCUUAGCGGCAACUUCAACUUCACCUGCCUAUGCAGUGGCGUACGCUCGGGGCGCCACUGUGAGGUCCCACGGGCAUCUUGCACACACUGGAGCUGCACCCACGACACGCAGUGCAGAGCACAGCUUUGGUGCGGCUGUUUGCCUGGGUAUCGAGAGGAUCCUACCUCUGGCCAGUGCGUGCGGCUGUUUAACUGCUCAUCGCCUGCGAACCCGUGUUUGCACGGCGGCACAUGCUACGACUCCAUCCAGGCUGCACCUCAUCUUACUGGAGGACAGUCAUCCUACCAGUGCUUCUGUGCUGAUGGCUUCCGGGGAAAUAACUGCGAGCUCGCCCUCACCAGUGACCCUUGCGAUAUCAACCCCUGUCAGAAUGGAGCCACCUGUCGCUCGGACCAGUGGGGGGCUGUGUGCCUCUGUCUGCCUGGGUACUCGGGGGAUCUCUGCGAGCUGAAAGAUGACCUGUGUGUGAGCAGCCCAUGCCUCAAUGGAGGAACCUGCCUUGGCCUGGUGAAUGACUUCGUUUGCAAGUGUGAAAGUGGCUGGACAGGAAAGCAUUGCGAACGACAGCAUGAUCCCUGCCGUGGAGCUAAUCCGUGUCUGCAUGGCACCUGCCACACACUGUUGGGAGGCCGCUUCCACUGCCAGUGUCUGCCGGGAUACUCGGGGGAGCUCUGUGAGAGGAGGAACGUUUGCACGGCCGACUGUAUCAAUGGAACCUUGUUCUGCCAUGAACCGAGUUGGCAGUGUAACUGCCAGCAUGGCGGAGAGACAUGUGGAAGGAAUGCAGUUGUGUCGGCUGCUCCCAGUCCCUGCAGUUCACGGCCGUGUGCAAACAAUGCCACCUGCCGCCUCAGUGAACUGGAGCCCCUGGGCUACGUCUGCGCCUGCCCUCUGGGGCUGGUGGGCAAUCACUGUGAACACGAUGUGGACGAGUGUGUGGGUCAUAAGUGUCCCAAUGGAAUGCAGUGCAUAGACAAGUUGCGGGGAUAUGAGUGCAGGUGCUCGGACUCUCGGGGCGUAUGUGGAAGCUUAGCUCAAGGCUGUCAAACAAAUCCGUGCGUGACUGCCGGCUCAGUGUGCCAAGAAACGGAUGAAUUGGGCAGCUUCCACUGUGAGUGCCCGCGUGGAUACCAGGGCUCGCGAUGCUCAGAAGACGUGGAUGAGUGUGCAGCACACAUCUGUGAACAUGACGGCCUCUGCCGCAACAAGCCAGGAAAGUUUGAGUGCUUCUGUCGGCCAGGAUACACGGGAACUCGCUGCCACAUUGAGGUAAAUGAGUGCCUCUCACAGCCAUGUUUCAAUGGAGCGACCUGUGUAGAUGGGGUAAACGAGUACAAGUGCAUCUGCCCUGGUGGCUAUCUGGGCGACCACUGCGAGAUAGACUUCAACGAGUGUGCCUCCAGUCCCUGCAUGCACGGUGCUACGUGCCUGGACCAGGUCAACGGAUUUCGUUGCAACUGCCCUGCGGGUUACGAGGGUACUCGCUGUGAAAUUGAUAUUGACGAGUGUCAAUCGGGACCAUGCCUGAAUGGAGCAGGCUGCCUGGAUCUUGUCAACGGGUACGAGUGCAACUGCACUGAUACAGGCUUUGAAGGGGAACACUGUGAGAGGAACAUCGACGACUGCUACCCGGGUGCCUGCCACCACGGCGGAACGUGCGAGGAUCGUGUGCGAGGUUUCCAGUGCCACUGCCACGAGGCCUAUGAGGGCAGUUCCUGUGAAAUUGACAUACCGGACUGCGACCCUCCGAGGCCAUCGACGCCACCCUGCGAGAACGGGGCUGCCUGUCUAGAGCGCUCUAAUGCAAGUCUCUACCACGAAAACUAUCUGGGGCUCUUCCAGAGCUUCAGCUAUGCCACGGCUGCCGGAUACGUGUGUCUCUGCCCACCGGGGUUCAAUGGGACAAGAUGCGAAAACAACAUAGAUGACUGUCCGGGUCACAACUGCAGUGUUUAUGGCCACUGUGUCGACCUGGUGAAUGCGUAUCGCUGUGAGUGCCAGGCCGGAUAUGAAGGCAUCGACUGUGGAACUGAGGUAAAUGAAUGUGAGGCAUACCAACCGUGCCGCAAUGGGGCCACUUGUCGUGACAAGGUUGCUGACUAUGAAUGCACGUGUGCUGAUGGAUAUGGCGACAAGAAUUGCUCAACACUUCUGCUUGGCUGCCGCAAAGCACCGUGUCUCAAUGAUGCCCGCUGUGAGCCACUAUUGACUGAUGAUGGGCAGCAUUCGUACCGCUGCCAUUGCCUGCCAGGAUUUGCUGGAAACACCUGCCAGACAGUUACAACUGCCUCACUUAACAAUGGAUCUACUUGGGACCUUAACGUUAGUGUUGACCAGCAGCGUGAAGGGUUUCUGGACCACCACAAGUUGAGGAUGCAGUUCCGAACUACCCUUCCAGCUGGCCUGUUAGCACGUGUGACUGUGGACAAAAGUCGCGUGCUGUUGGUUACUCUGUCUGAAGGCCGUGUACUUGUGAAAUCCGCAGAUGACACGGUGUCUCUCACUGUUGGUGAAGGACUGAACAAUGCUGAAUGGAAUGAAUUGAAUCUGGAAAUGUCAUUGGGAUCAAUAUUUGUCUUCCUGACCGAAGGUGGCAAUGCAACAGCUCUGUGGCUCGGCUAUGAUCCGGUCACACCACUAGUUUCAGUUGUUCUUGGAAGUGGACAGAAACAGAACAGAAGCGGCUUCAUUGGAUGCUUAAGAGAAGUGUGGCUCGAUGGAGUGCUGCAGUUGCCACGAGACCAGGGUGGGCUCGCUGAAGGUUGUCCACGUGAGGAGCAGUGUGUCAUAGACACAUGCAGUGGCCAGGGCACCUGUGUAGAUCUGUGGAACCAGCAUGAGUGCCACUGCCGUCGACCCUACUAUGGCGAGCGAUGCAACAACAGCUACCCAGCAGCCACCUUUGGUCAUCACAGCAGUCUGAGCUUCACCAGACUGCGAGUCAAGCCUGAACACUGGGGAAGUCUUGGCCUGGGAGUUGAGGCCACACUGUUUGUGCGCACCCGAAGCCCGUCUGGCCUGCUCUUCUACAUUGGUGCAGACCCUUCAGUUGUGCAUCCUUCAUCAGGAGACGAGAGUUUCUUGGCUGCCCGACUGCACGAUGGGCAGCUUCAAGUGCUUCUUUUGAGCAGUUCUAGCGGUGGUGCUGGUGCCACUUACGUGCCUAAGGUUCUGCAUCCAUCCAAGUUGCGACUAGACGAUGGCAAGCUUCACUUCAUUCAGGUGUGGUUCAAUGAAUCGUGGCUUGGAGCAGCAGUGGAUGGUCAGGAGAGCUUGGAACCCCCAAUGAGUGGUGGCAGUGGUUAUGCCAUUGCCCCCCAUAUCAUCUACCUUGGAUGGCUGCAGCCUCAGAGUCAGCCACCCCUCAGGCGUCGGCGGCAGGUUGGAAGCUCUUCGUGGCUUGCAGAGCUCACUGAUUCUGUUGGCAACGUUGACGCAUUCAAGGGAGUGCUGCAAGACUUUAGGCUCAAUGACCGGCCCAUCCAGCUGCUCAAGGCGGAAGAUCUGGAUGAAGUUGAUAGCAAUAACUCUUUGGCUGUGCCAGUGCUGAGUCUCAACGUGCAAAGCGGAGUAGUGGGUGAUGACGUCUGCAACAACAGUCAGGACCCGCCCUGCCGCAAUAACGGAACAUGCAAGGACAUCUGGAAUGCCUACGAGUGUGUUUGCCUACCUUCUUAUCGUGGUAACCGCUGUGAGGAGGUCAAACCAUGUGUUCUUAAUGGGUGCCCAGAAGAAAGCACUUGCCAAGAUUUGGAUCAAGGAUUCGAGUGUAUGUCUUCAGCCACAUUCGAUGCCGACCGCAAAGUGGCCUUUCGCUAUCGGGCAUUUCUAUCAAGUGAGCCCAGGUUGGACAGCGUGUCCAUGCGGUUCCGCACAAGGUCACCGAACGGCAACCUCUUAUGGCUGGCCUCUGGCUCAGGCAGCAGCCCUUUCUUUUCUCUAUCGUUAGUUGACAGUCAAGUGGAAGCUCGCUGGCAGUUCAACAGUGCAGAACAAAUACUGCGCUUUGGAACCAAUGUCACGCAGGGAGAGUGGCAGGAGUUGCGUGUGAACAUCAGCAACACCACUGUAAAUGCCACUCUUGUUCCGGGUGAAGCACAGACACUCCUCAGGACAGAUAACGGAUUUAUAAGCUUGUCAGACCUUUUAGAAAACAUUGUUCUCGCUGGUGACACCACUGAAGUCUCCUCUCGAGGACAAGGCGUGGUUCCAUUUGAGGGCUGCCUCGAGGAAGUGCGCCUUGGCAGUGUCCUCUUGCCAUUCUUCACAUCAGACCGUCUUGGAACCAACGGCACCACCACCUGGGACCGAUUUGAGCUUCUUGGUGUGGACGAGCCGAUGGCAGGCUGCAUUCUCUGUCGAUCCGAUCAGUGCACCCACGGUGGAUCUUGCCAGGACUCGCGAGGCUCAUAUGCCUGUGUCUGCCCACCAGCCUAUGAGGGUGAACGAUGUGAACUCGAUGUGGAUGAGUGUGUGACGAACCCUUGCCACCAAGGAGCACCAUGCAUCAAUCUGGAUGGAGGUUUCCGGUGUGACUGCCCUGCUGGCUACACCGGCGAGCUAUGUGAGGAGCGCAUCUGGUACUGCAGCUUUCGCCCAUGCCAGAAUGGGGCCACCUGCUCGGACCCUGAACCGGGCCACUUCAGGUGCCAGUGCACAGACGACUUCGAAGGCCAGAACUGCACUGAUAGAAAAAUCAUUACAUGUGACCAAGCUCCCUGUCAGAACAGUGGAAGAUGCUACCCUCAGGAGCCUAUCGGAAAGAUUGCUUACCGAUGUGAGUGCGAGCAUGGCUUCGAGGGAACCAACUGCGAGCGUGCCCGUGACUUCUGUGAGAGUGCACCGUGCUUGCAUGGUGCCACCUGUGAAAACGAAAGAGGCGGUUAUCGAUGCAUCUGCAUUGACGGCUACAGGGGUGAUAACUGCGGUGAAAUAAUAGACUACUGUUUUGAUCCUUCACCUGACACCCCGUGCCUCUAUGGGGGACGUUGUGUGCCGCACGUGGGUGGCUUCAUCUGUGACUGUGAAGGCACUGGCUAUCAGGGUGCUCGUUGUGAGACAAACGUGAACGAGUGUGCACUGGAGGUGACCCCUUGUGAGCACGGUAGCACCUGCGUUGACAAUCCGGGCUCUUAUGAGUGUCUGUGCACCAGUGGACGCUUUGGCCCGCACUGUGAAUACAAUGACACUUGCCAGCUCGAGGAGCCGUGCCGCAAUGAGGCCCCCUGCACACCACUUGCCGAGGGGCGCUUCUUCUGCAAUUGCACACCAGGCUACCACGGGCUCACCUGCGCGCUUCUGGUGAGCAGCGCUUCACUGGACAGCACAGACCUGAAGCUGGUUAUUGGCCUCACAGUGGCAUGUGUGUUCCUGCUUGCAUUUAUUGUUGGGGCCACGGUGUUUCUGCGCAUGGCUAAGAAGAAGCGUGCAACCCGGGGCACUUAUAGCCCAAGUAACCAGGAGAUGUUUGGUGCACGAGUGGAGAUGAAUCCCGUGAUGAAGCCUCCACCCGAGGAAAGGCUGAUAUGAGUGAGAUGGACUGACAGACAUACAGUGGUUUUGUUCCUGCCCACCACUGGUGGUGCGGCAGUGGUGGCAGUGGUGCUGCUGUGUCCUUACUCUAGCUUCACUUCUCCUUUUGAAUGGCUCGUCUACUUCGAGAGAUAGGUUAUAUUCGUUCAGCAAAGACUACGUAAUAUUCUUUUAGAGGAGGUGUGACACUUUACUCAUUCUGUGUGUCUUUGUGCUGGAAAGGCAUUGUUGAAUCUUUCAACAGCUACACACCUCUGGCAACAAAGUUCCAGCUUUGACUUCUUUCACUGAACUCCAGCUCGUGUGCCAUGGUGUGAAGGAUUCUGUUCAUUUGAAAGCCAAUAUUCUCCUUCCUCUAGCCGGGGUGUUUCUCGUCCUUGUCUACUUUUUUAGCUCCGAGUCUUUUCUACUAUCGUGGUUCUUUACCACCCUUUUCCCAUCAGAUCUAUACAGAUGGAAUUUCACUCUUUUUCUUUUCUUUUCCUCGUGAUUCCUUAGCUGUCCUCACAAAUGGACCUUUCCUUCUGUGAAUCAGCACGCUAUUUUCUUUACCCUUCGGUUUCCUUCAAGCGAGACGUAUUUUUUUUAAAUAUAAGGAGACUGUAUUGCUUAUGCAAACUCUGCUGUGUGACUGCGUUACUCACUGUGAGUUACUCCAUGAUCCCGGCGGUGACCUUGCUCCAAGUUUCACAGUUUUUCGUUCAUUUGUCUCACCACCUACUUUGAACAACUUUAUGUCAAUUCUUACUGGUAGCAUUCCUCGUUGGGUUUGUGAGCAGAACAAGCUUUGUUGCAUCAUUGUCCCAAAUGGUCAACUCAUCGCCACGAGGUCUUUAACAACAAACUUGUCUGGCCCGACACCAAGUUAUGAAAACAAAGAAAAUGACUGGGAUCUUCAUCUUUAGGGUUGCUUCAAUGCUGACAUCACCACUGCCAUCAUGGUUGUCUCGUCGCCAUGGCAGCGGCAUUGUGAUCCCAUCAGCACCGCAUUGCCUUUUCAAGCUGUGCCAGAAGCUGCAGGAGAGCAGCUAUGACUACCACCAGCACCAUGGGACCAAGUGUGCUUGUGCUUCAGUUUUAUUUCAAGAGCUUCUCGUGACACUGCUGUGCCGUGGGAUGUGCAUAUUAACAGACCUAAUGUGUGAAACGGUCUUUGCUCUUUGACUGUGGAGGGUUCCUGGGGUGCACGGCAGCUCGCACUCAAGAUGAGUUGGCAGUGUGCAGAAAACUGUGACAAAAUGUUUUGAGCUCUGCGGCGUGCGGUCUCAAAUGUGAGUUCCUACAGUGCUAUGAUCAGUGAGUGCAUUGCCUUAGGAGUGAAAGGCACAGACAUCGCUGUCAACGCCAGGACUCCAGAGUGGAACAAAGUGGAACAUACAGAGCUGAAUGUUGCAGUAACAUUGGCUGCCAGGUUUUUGUGUUAAAAACUAGCCAUGCUUGUUUGUGUCGCACUUGUUGGAAUCUGCCUUUUUUACACAUUGUCAUUGACCACAAGAAUAACAUUUCAGCCAAUGAAAUGCCUCCGUGAAGACAUGUUGAUCUACGGUCUCUUUUUAGAGUUGCUGUUAAGAAAGCACUGUUACCUGAUACGGAGAUGUAUGGGUGAAUUUUUCAGAUUUAUAUUUCUGUUCACUGCUUGUAUAUUACUUGGAAAUAGGGUCUGAUAUCACUGAUGCGCUGUCCCUCAUUCCGUCCAGCACACUCACUGUGCAACUCUUGCCAAAGCAUCUAUAUCAUGUUGGCUUUCUGUAGAUACUAAAUAAAUGCUAUGAUAGCAAAUAUAUUGUGUACAAAGCAAACAUUGUAUAGAAGGCGCAACAUUUGCUUGCCUUCAGAGACCACCAUGGCUGUUAGCAAGGCAGAAUAAAGGAGAAAACAGAAAUGGCACAAGACAGUGAAGGUGAUCAAGAAUACUAGCUUCACGUAAGGCAGGACAGAGAACUAGGCAAAACAGUGCAUUAGUUGCUUUGUCUGGCUCUGUCCUAUGAGUGAUUUUAACUCUUGACAAUGCUGCACCAGCUUGUCCGCACUUUAACAGUGAGAAAGUAUGUGCAAAAGUUUGCCUAAUCCGAGGGAGAAGCUUGUAAUAUUUAUGAAGUUCCUGCAGCUGCCAGGGAAGAAAGUUUUUCAUUUGGAGUAACAACACAUUUUGGUUUAUGUCGUGGGAGUUUUAGCUCAGACAGGCUGUGGUGAGUGCAAAGACUAAACUCGCAAGAGUGCUAAGGCCUGCAGUUCGAUUCAUAGCGCAAAUGAGCUACAGUUUUACUUUGGUGUUAUGUUAUGAGGGGAUGUUAGAAUAUUCUAUAUUAAGUUUAUUAAAGUUAACAUGUCUCUAAGUUUUUUUCAGCCUAGUAUAGUUGUUAAAGGAUUGGAAGCACAAAAAGUGCGUUUGGCAAAUCUUAUCUUUUCAGAGCAAUAUUGGUGUGGUUUGUCACAUAGGCAGUAAUAGUGCACAUCUAUGAAAUCUGCUACUUCAUUAAGAAGGCCACAAUUUGUGCUACGAGGUGGACCGAUUGGAGGUUAUGGGUUACGGCAAAUGUUUCGUAGGCACUGCAAAGCCAUAAAUGAACACAUGAACCUUAUGGAGAAUCGUUUUGCCUCUAGAUGGAGUGGCAUGCUUCUUGUAGCGCCUUCUGGAGGUCUUGUCUUUUACUGUCAAGAGUGCAGUGCCAACUAGUGGCAACACUCCUUCAAUCAGGUCCUACAGUUUCUGUUUAACUUGUGGAUGAUGGUUUGAAUGCUAUACAAGUUCAAAAAAUAGUUAUUUUCUCCUUAUUUUGAAAGUAUCGCAUUUACUCGCGUAAUGAA